Messenger RNA from Hansenula anomala, 249 nucleotides. It is a transcript of the gene ACB1, whose product is annotated as long-chain fatty acid transporter ACB1. The record is from RefSeq and is a predicted model, not a curated record. Lineage: Eukaryota; Fungi; Ascomycota; Saccharomycetes; Phaffomycetales; Wickerhamomycetaceae. The transcript is spliced from 2 exons. Gene Ontology annotation, biological process: fatty acid metabolic process. The annotation marks the transcript as partial. Gene Ontology annotation, molecular function: long-chain fatty acyl-CoA binding.
AAAUCAAAGGCCAAAGCUGUUAACAACUUAUCCUCAAAACCAUCAGACGAUGAAUUAUUGAAAUUAUACGGUUUAUACAAACAAGCCACCGUUGGUGAUGUCAACACUGACAGACCAGGUAUCUUUGCCUUGAAGGAUCGUUAUAAAUGGGAUUCUUGGAAUGAAUUGAAAGGUACCUCUCAAGCUGAUGCUGAAGCCAAAUACAUUGAACUUGUCGAUGAAUUGAUUGCUAAAUACGGCAGUAAAUAG